This is a messenger RNA of Durusdinium trenchii, 4761 nucleotides long. Lineage: Eukaryota; Dinophyceae; Suessiales; Symbiodiniaceae. The record is from the annotation of a GenBank genome assembly.
AUGGGAGAAAGCCCUCCCAUUCUGUUUUUUGGAAGCAAGGACGUGUUUCUCACUACAUUGCUGGGCAAACAUUUGUCCAAUGUGCGGGGGCUUUUGUAUUGGCUUGCCAGGAACUGCUGCUCCUGUGUCACGGUCCACCCCAAUGUGAACCAGGUGGUGGUCGGCACCAGACGAGCUUUCACGUUCGACUUGGUGUACGAGACAGACGCUAGCCAGCUGAAAGUCUAUGAUGGCUGUGUGUCCCAGUUGCUGGAGGGCUGCAUGCAAGGCUACAAUGCGACGGUCCUUGCUUAUGGGCAGACAGGCAGCGGAAAGACUCACACCAUGGGCACUGGACCGGCUGUGGGAGAAGGAACCGAUGAGGAGGGCAUUGUGCCAAAGGUGAUCCGGAAUAGUUUCCAACACAUCGAGAUGCACAAGGAACACAUUGACUUCAAGGUCUCGGGCAUCCACGCGGAGGUGUGCCGCUCCGCGGAGGAGAUGUUCCGGUGCCUGAGCGAUGGCUCGGUGCAGCGGACCACGGGCGCCACCUUGAUGAACGAGCAGAGUUCCAGGUCGCAUUCCAUCUUUACGCUCAUCCUGGAACAGCGGAACCGCCUGAAGUGCGAUCUCGGAGACGGAUGCAUUGAGGACUACUAUGUGACUGCCAAGUUUCAUCUCGUCGACUUGGCUGGCUCGGAGCGUGCCAAGCGUACUGGCGCAGUGGGCAGUCGCUUCAAGGAGAGUGUGUCAAUCAACUCCGGGUUGUUGGCCCUGGGAAACGUCAUUUCCGCCCUGGGGGAUCCUGCCAAGCGAGGCAGCCAUGUGCCAUACCGGGAGUCCAAGUUGACCAGGCUCCUGCAAGAUAGUUUGGGAGGAAACUCUCGCACUGUGAUGAUCGCCUGCGUCAGCUGUGCAGAUAUUGACUUUGAGGAAACCCUCAACACCCUGAAGUAUGCCCAUCGAGCCCGGAACAUCAAGAACAAGCCAGUCAUCAAUCACGACCCCAAGCAGGCACAACUGGCGGCCAUGCAGGACGAGAUCGAGGCCCUGCGGGAGCAGCUCCAGCGGGCCAACGGCACCAACGGCUGCGCCCCGGAGAUCAUCGAGCUUGCGGCGAAAUUGGAGGCGGCAGAACAGCGUGCUGCGGAGCUGGCUGAGCGCGCAGAGGAGAGUGAAGGAGGAGCUUUCCAUCGAUCGCUGGCGGAUUUGCAUCUCGGUGGAUGGAAUGGCGUCAUCGGUCCACCGGGCAAGACCAGGGGCGGUGAAAGGUACACAGCAGUGUGCAAUCAACUGCCGGCCAUUUGGCAGGGCGAGACGGGGCGGCCCGCGCUGGGCGCCCUGUGUGAGGCCCUCUCCCAGGCGCAGCGGCUCCUGCUCAGUGGCCUGGCUCCUGCGGUGCCGGUGCGGGUGGUGCAGCAGUCCUGUGAAGCAGACUCCGCUGAGCAAUGUGAUGUGAGUCAGCUGCCGCUGCCGCCAUACCACCUGGCCACGAAACGGGUGUCUUGCGACCAGGACCGUGCGCCGGAGCUUACGGCUGCUGCUGAGCUGGGUAACGGCCUGCCCUUGUUGUCCAGCACGGCUCCAGUCUUGGGAGAGCCCAACAAGCUUCAGUCCCUCACCGAGAUGCGGAAGGACUCCACCAUCCUGAUCCGAAAGUACCUGGAGCAGAUCAGCCAACUGGAGACUGACCUGGGACAGUUUAAGCGGCAAAACAAGGAGCUCCAUAAUCAGCUGAAAGAGGCCAGGGAUGAUCUCCAGAAGGACGAGGAGAUUUUUGAGGAGAAGAUGAAGGAAAUGAAGGACUCUCUGACUGACUAUGUUUUGCUACGGCCGCUAGGGGAGUUGAAGGAGAGGAACGCCGUUUUGGAGGAGAUGAUGAAGGAGAAACUGACCAGCUCAUCACCCCAAAAGGAGACCCUAAAGGAGGGCCCCAGCGUCUUCGCCAUACAGCUCAGCGAUGAACUGGAUGCUCAAGAGGAGAUGGCUCGCGGGGAGCCUGAAGAAGAAGAAGCCAAGCCACAAGACUUGGAGGACCUCGAAAAUCGAUUGCACUUGGGAGUGAAGAGUGACACUCGUGCAUCACAACAAAACCUCAGCGAGCAACUGCAGUCCUUGGAGCAACAUGUCUUGCUGAAGGAGGAGCUCAUCACCGAGCUCACAAGGAGCGAGCAAGAGUGGGGCCUGGCACGAAAGCAAUACCAGGCCCGGAUGGAGCAGCUGCAGCUCGAGCUCGAGGAUACUCAACGCCAAUUGGACUUGGUCAAGGGUUGGCCAAUCCAGGUGAGGCUGCAGGAGUCAGAAAAGCUGGAAGAACAAGCGAGGCAGGUGAACGAAGAGGAGAAGCGACGGCUGGAGAGGCAAGUGUCGGAGCAGGUGGAGGCUCUGAAGCGAAAGCAGCAAGAGUACGCCCGCUUGAAGGAACUGCGACACAAUGAGCGAAAGAGGGUGAAGGAUUUGGAGGUGGAAGUGACACAGAUGCGACAAAGCCAAGCAGAGUUGGACCGCAGGCUCCAGGCUGAGCGCAGAAGAGAGGCGCAGCAGAUCCAGGAUCUCCGUCGGCGCUUGACUCGCGAAGGGCAGAAGGUGAAAGACUUGGAGGCCUGGCGAGCUCGGCAAACGAUGGCGCAGACCGCCCACUCUGUGGGAGAGGGAGCGAAGGUGGUUCAGAAACCCAGCGCCCGAGUCCCCUCCGUCGGUGCCCGGAAGACCUCCGAGCGCGAGCCCCGGGAGCCCCGGGAGCCCCGCGAGCGCCGCGGCUACACCAGCUCUGAGUGUGGCGAGCGAGGUGAGCUUGACGUCUACUCUGAAUCCACCGUGUUUGCAUACGAAAUCCGUGCGACAUGUGCGACCCAAGUGCUACAGAAGACCAUGCUGAAACUGAAUCUGCAAGACUGUUCCUACGCCGUGAGGAAGAUUGCUGCAAAGGACCAGGCAGAGCAGCAGGAGGAGCAGACGGAGCUCCAGCGCAACGUGCAACGGAAGCGGUCGGAAGGACUCAGCAUUUUGCACGAUAUUGACGAGCGCUUGGAGGGCCUGCAGGAUGAGCUGGAUUUCAGAGAUGCACGAAUUGCCAAGGCUCAGCAAUACCUCAAGUCCACGGCCGGGACGGGGCCUGGGUCGCUGGACGCUGAGCUGGAGCGGAUCCCCGCGGAAGAUGGCAAGGAGCUCCUGAGACGCCUCUUGGAGUGGCCAGACGACGCGCUCGCGCGGAAGGGUGAGGUGCGCUCGCGCGGAGGUUACUGCGAGAAGCUGGUGAAGCUGCGACAGAGGGAGAAGCAGCACCCUGAGGUGCGCAUCCUCAAGUGCGGGCAGGGCAUCUACGACGUGCAAGGCCGGAGGAUCAAGCUGGAGACUCGCUCCUGGAGUCUGGAUCCCUUGGUGGUUGAUGGGCCCUUGCGACAGCCUUUGAGCGACUACAUCGCUGGAUCGAGCCGAAACGAAUCAUGGGAACCUCCCUUGGUGCAGUCUGCCCUGCAUGCCUUGCCACAGGCUCGCCGUGUCUCCUUUGAAGAGCUCUAUCCUCAAAAUCGCACGGAUGCCAUGCGGCUAGCAGUGCUUGAAGCGAAUGCCAGAGAGAGGCAUGCCAAAGAGCAGCUCUCUAGAUCACCUUCCCCUGAUCGACGCCACGUCUCCCGCCCUUUGUCCCGGAGCUCCAGCAGGGAUCACCGCAGCAGCCGCUCACCCCUCUCACGCUCACCUGCACCCAUGUUCCGGCCGGUGGGGCAGCCCUUCUUCCCGGUGCCCGUGAUCUUCGGGACCGCGCCACGGGCGGCCGGCGCCACGCCGUUGGCGGCACAGGUGGUGCCAAAGGUAGCACCGCAAGUGGCGCAGGUGGUGCCACAAGUGGCGCAAAUGCCGAUGGUUCAUGUGGUGGGACGUGGGAAGGAGAAAGUCCGUCAACGUUCUGUUUCCCCUAGCCCGGGAGUGAGAGGUCCGGUGCCAGUGCCUGGGCGCAUGGGACUGGCGGAGUUGAAGGAGGCUUUUCGGCAGCUCAAGCAGAACACCGCCACCAUGAAGCACCAGCUGCACGCACUUCAAGCUCGUGCCAUCGAAGAGCUCACGAAGGGCGACGGUGAAAUCACCCAGGUACCAUCCAGUGAGCCGUUGGUAGAUGAAGGAAGGAGGCUUCCGGGGUCACCUAGUGCCUUCCCGGAGAGCUUUGAUCCACAUCUGGCGGGAGAAAAGCCGAAGGUUGUGGCUCGGGUCAUCAGGCACUGGCAGCGGCUCGAGGCAGCAGAGGCUCAGUUGGCGGAGCGGGCGCAACAGGUCAAGGAACUGCAGCAGGUGCUACGACGACAGGAUUCGAACGCCACCAAGGCAAUAGCCAAGGUGACCAAGGAGUACGAGAGCCGCAUCCGAUCGUCAGCUGUCGGCAGCUUGGCGGCACUGGGCUUGCAAGUUGCCAAAGCAAGUCCAGCGAUGUCGACGGAUGAUGCCCAGCAGAGCAUGGGGGGGUCCGGCGCGGGCACCGACACGGCUCCACCUGACGAGCCAAGUGUCACGUCGGGCGACGCAGAGGAUCGCUUCCAAACUCUUUGGGCCGAGCUGGCGAAGGUCCAUGUCGAGGAGGUCGAGCAGUUACGUGCCGAAGUGGCACACCUGCGCUUCGCCGGCUUGGACGCCCGCACGCGGGGCGAUGCCAGCGAUGCCAACGACGUGAAGGAGGAGGUGGACGACGCCCGUGAACAAUGCCUGCGGCGAGAAUUCUGUAGAGCUGAGGAUGAGGACAUCGGGGAGUGGCCCGUUGUGGGACGAAGGGGUGAAGGUGGUGAAGAGUGA